AUGGAACUAAUUGUAGAAAGCUGUAGAGGUUGUACAUACUAUAUACAACUUGAUUUACAUAUUGUGUUUGAUCAGAGGAGUUUGGAUGAGCAGUCUAGAGAUCUGACAAUGUUUCAGACACUCCUAGGGACGUUUUGCUUGACAGUGUUGCUAAUAGGUUACACUAACUCAGUACAGAUUCUGUAUAAUGACUUAGUGUUUAUUCUUUGUAACAAGAUUCUGGAUGUUACAAACCUAUACACAGACAAUGUUCUAGUAAUAGGACCCUACUCAAGAUAUGAGAAAGUAGACAGAAUGGAGGAAACACUUUCUAAGAACAAGGGAAUACAGAAGUUUGUAUACAAGUAUCUGAUGGAUGUAAACUGGAUUUUGCAGAGAGUGAAAGCUGUAGGAGGGACGUUUUCUAGGAAGAAGAUGAUGCUUUGUAACAAAUCUACAAUAUUCAUUAAGUAUAAGCUGACAUAUUUAGGGAGAGAGACUGAAGAAUCACAAAUACAGAAGGUUAGGGAUUGGCUGCCUUGUAAGAGUGUUACAGAAGUAAGGGGAUUUCUCAGAACAGUAGGAGUGCUUCAUGUUUUUAUUUGA
This is a messenger RNA of Fomitiporia mediterranea MF3/22, 585 nucleotides long. RefSeq lists its product as uncharacterized. NCBI's taxonomy places the organism in Eukaryota, Fungi, Basidiomycota, Agaricomycetes, Hymenochaetales, Hymenochaetaceae. The transcript has a single exon. The coding region runs from base 1 to 585 and encodes 194 amino acids. The record is from RefSeq and is a predicted model, not a curated record.